Messenger RNA from Durotheca rogersii, 1312 nucleotides. RefSeq names its product transcriptional regulator PAI 2-type. NCBI's taxonomy places the organism in Eukaryota, Fungi, Ascomycota, Sordariomycetes, Xylariales, Xylariaceae. The transcript has a single exon. The record is from RefSeq and is a predicted model, not a curated record. The coding region runs from base 140 to 934 and encodes 264 amino acids.
CGACGAUCUGAUUCCCUAUCGUCCAACCCCAAGUUGCUUCGUGAUACCUCCCUCUGACGUUGCUCCCGUACCCCCUACUUCGAUUCAUUUCCUGUCCUGUCGCCUACCCCCGUGCGAAUCCUCGCUGACUCGGGCCACCAUGUACCUCCGGGCACCCCACGCCGAGGUCGACAUCCCGUCGCUCCGCACGUUCAUACGGGAUAACCCCUUGGGUCUUUUCAUCACCGCCUUCGCGUCGCCCAAGAGUCCCACCAUACAGUGCACCCACGUCCCUUGGGUGCUGGACGUGAGUGACGAAAGCAGCCCGACCGAGCUGGGGAAGCUGCGCGCGCAUCUGGCUCGCGCGAAUCCCCACUCCAAGGCCCUCGUCGAGGCCGUCGCCGUCCACGGCAGCGCCAACGGCACGCUCGAGCAGGAAGUCUCCGUCGUCUUCACCAGCAACGUCCAUGCCUACGUCACGCCCAAGUUCUACACCGAGACGAAGCCCAGCACCGGCAAGGUGGUGCCCACCUGGAACUACGCCGCCGUCCAGGCCUACGGGAAGGUCAGGGUGUUCGGCGACGCCAGGAGCCCGGAGACGAGCUCGUACCUGCAGCAGCAGGUCCAGGACCUGUCGAAGCACUCCGAGGAGCACCUCAUGAAGUACGUCGGCGGCGACGCCCCGGCCGCCUGGCAGGUCGACGACGCCCCGGCGCCGUACGUCGACAUCCUCAAGAAGGCCAUCAUCGGCAUCGAGAUCGACGUCGACCGCCUCGAGGGCAAGUGGAAGAUGAGUCAGGAGAUGACCAGGGGCGACCGCGACGGCGUCGUCCGGGGCUUCGAGGCGCUCGGCACCGAGCACGGCCACCAGAUGUCCAAGACGGUGGAGGAGCGCGGCGCGUUGAAAGACGCAAAAGCGCUAGCGGCGGCGGCAGCGAAGGCUAACGGAGAGUGAAAAGGCCGUUCGUUGAGCGGAGCCGCCCUUGGGGGAGGGCUGCGAGAGGUCCUAUUAAUGUGUAGCUCCAAGAAGAUUCCGUCCAAAGUUAGCCGUAGGCACGAUCUGUGUUAGGCCGGGUUAUACCAUACUAACUAGUACGCUGGGAGACGGUUCAGGAGGACUAUCGUGGGAUAUUAGUACUAGAUACUUGGGGGUUCGGUCCGCAUAUCAGGUAUACUUUACUUGUAUCUUCAAGUUGAAACAUACCUACCUAGAAGAGGUUAUCUCGAUUAAAGAACACCCCAGCAAAUUGUAACCGCAAAGACCUUUGUCUUUAAAAAUCGACAAGAACAACUAAAAAGCUAAAUGAUCGAAUAUUUAGGGAACAUAGGCCGG